Molecule: messenger RNA, 3217 nt
Organism: Biomphalaria glabrata
Lineage: Eukaryota; Metazoa; Mollusca; Gastropoda; Planorbidae
Product: torsin-1A-like
Exons: 3
Coding region: 514-1962 (482 amino acids)
Cellular component (GO): nuclear envelope; endoplasmic reticulum lumen
Molecular function (GO): ATP binding; ATP hydrolysis activity
Source: RefSeq, a predicted model, not a curated record
GGUGGAAUAUCUUUAUAGCCGAAACCGAUCUAGAGUCUAUAUUCAAUAGUUUGGAUUUUUUUAGAUGCUCUUUUUAGAAAUGUGGAAAAUCAUUUUGGCUGUCUAGUUUUUGAAAAACAUAGGAUCUAGGUUUAAAUAGUCCAGAGAGUCCAGAUUUAUAUUUUCCAGGCUUCUUUCAUUUUCAAACUUGUUUUAUUAUUACAUUAUUUACAUCAGUGACAGUCCGACAGUGACACUAAUUACGGAACGUAGUUCUAGAUACUAGAUCUAAAUUUUGAUCAAGGCUAGGACCUAGGUCGUCUAGAGUUGAAGAUAUUCUAGAAUCUACAUCCAAGCCCAAACCUCCACAGGACGAUGGGGAUGGCAGUGAGUUGGAAAUGAACCUGGGACAUCAAAAUGACCAAAUGACAGUUGAGUGCGCUUAUGUCAGGACCAGGCAGACAAGAUAGUCUGUUGUAAAGAUAAACAGAAAAUCAAAAGGAUUUGAAAUGUUAAGACUGUCCUCUCUCUAAUAUGGAGCCCAUGGAUUUAGAUAGUGAUGGAGACUCAAGUCUUAGACAAAAUGAGAUUUCAGACAUGGAGAUUGUUUCCACCUCUCCUGUUGUGGACCAAAAUGUGAAAGAAACUUCAUCUUUUGAAAAGCUAGAAUGUGCUUUGAGCUCUAUUUUAUCAUUUGACAAAAGCCCAACAAAGAGCUCAGGUCCUACUCAAUCCUCAGCGAUGGAAAAUAGCAAUAUGGAAUGUCCUGAACAUUCAUCAUAUCCUUCGACAAGAAAUCUAAAUCGAGGUUUUGGCAUUUCUGAAGAUGAUGAUUAUAUCUCUCAGUUCUCUGCUACCCAGAACAGGUCUGAUUCUAAUGAUGGCUUUAGAAAAAGAUCUAAAAUUACUUUACCUAACCCAACAAAAAUUUCAAAUCAAAAGAAAGAAAGGAAUAUUGCAAAAUCCAAAGCUAGAUCAUUGAUUGUAAAAAAUUCUGAUCCCAAUGUUCCGAACUCUGAGCCCAUAAAACAACCCAAUUGCUUAACCUUGUUCUUGAAGUGCUGUACAUUUUGUAUUUUUUCUUUCUUUGUUGUUUUCUGCAUCCUCUUAGUGUUUAAUUACUUUCAAAGACAAUGUAAUACAGGGGAAAAUUUUAGCAAGCGUGUCCUUGAGAUGGACCUUGAUUCUAAUGUGUUUGGGCAACAUAUUGCUGUAAAUAUUAUUCCCUCUAAACUGGAAACCUAUCUUCAGAAAUUUCACCUAAUCGCUAAUCCGCAACUAGAAUGUAAACCUCUCGUACUCUCUUUUCAUGGAUGGACUGGUGUUGGCAAAAACUAUGUGAGUAAAAUUAUAUCGGUCACACUCUACCACUCCAAUUGGAAUAACUUUAUCAUACCAUACCAUUUCCCUCAUGAGGCCUUUCAAAGUUUGUACAGGACUCAAAUAAAGACAUGGAUUGUCAAUAAUGUCACAGAGUGCAACAUCAAUGUUGUUGUCAUUGAUGAGAUGGACAAAGCUUAUCCUGAAAUCGUGGAAGGUAUUGCAGAUUCUAUCAUUGCAUUGACGAAGCCUUGUCACAAGUCUGUGCCUACAAUUUUUUUGCUUUUGUCAAACUCUUUUGCUGUAGACAUCAACAGGGAAUUUUUAAGCUUCAUGAGAGCUUCACAUCAGAACUCAAGAGAACAGUUUGCUUUCCAAGAUGUCCACUCCAUUUCAGAAGAAAAUGUCGACAGCUGGUUUACUUAUCUAUCACAUAAAAACUUGAUUGAUGCCUUUGUCCCUUUCUUGCCUCUUGAGAAAAAGCAUGUGAUUCAAUGCAUCAAGAGAGAACUUGUUUCCAAAAGAUUCUCUACUGAUUCUAGGAGCAUUGACAAUAUAUUGAAGGAACUAAGUUUUUCUGUGUUUGGUGAGUUGGAGCUGUCUAAUACAGGGUGUAAACGAGUUGCUGAUAAAGUGGACUUAAUUAUGCUGGAUGACAAUUAAAUGUACUGUGUUCAUUUUGUUUUUAUACAAUCAAAUGUUUUAAAUGCAUUCUCAUUUUAUGUACUGAGAUUGAUACCUAAAGAAAUUAACUCAUUUUUUUUUUAAAUUUACAUUUCUUCUUCUUCUUCUUCUAGCCAGCUUUAUUGCUGCUUAAUUUACAUUUACCUAAUAAACUAUUUACUAUUAAUGUUUCUUAGUGUUCUUUCUCCUCUACACAUUAGACAGGAAGUAGAAAUACUUGACUUUUGGCUCCUGUAUUAUUCAAGAUUGUAUGGCAUUGAUGUAGAUCUAGCUAUAAAACACAUGUUUUUUUUUAAAUAGCUAAUAGACCAUUUUUGAAUUAAACUAAUAAUGCUUUUUUUUUUAUGAGGGAGUUCAUUACUGUGACUAGUAAAGUAGAUGAAAACUUUAAAACCAUUGAUUAAUCCAAAUCCACAUCUAAUUUAAAUUUUCUCCUGUCCAAAUUCAUAAGUAAAGUUCCCCUUUCAGACCUUGCAAUCUAUAGGGCAGAUUAUGUUAAGGUCAUCUGUUUCUUUGGCCAACGGUUAACGAGCAGGGUGUCAAGUGGCUAGCAACCACCUUUACUUUCCUCAACUUAAGUCAUGUACCCAUCAUUAGAGUUGGGUAGACUCAUGGGCACCCUAAAAAAUCCUGAAUUCAAAAUCAAAGUCUCCACAGAGAUUCGACCCCAGGAACCCCAGGUUUGGAAGUUUAACCACUCAGCCACUGCACCCCCAAAUUCAUAGAUGUAACCAAAACUGUGAGAGGAAUGCUAUUUAUUUAUCAAGCAAAUUCAAUUAUUAUUAUAAUAUAACAAUAUUUUUUAAAUGCAAUGUUUAUGCAAAUUGUUCUCAUCUGAUACAAUAGAACAGAUCACAAAAUUAAUGAUAUUGUCCUUUAUCAGCAUGCCAGGUAUAAAUAACCACCUUGCUCUGUGUACUUGGCUCAUUGCUCCUCAUGUUGUGUGCAUUUGUACUAUGCUGUCUCAUUCCUAGUCUCCUUUGGUCUGUGAUUGUUUUACAUAAUGUAUAGGUCUAGUUUCUUUAUCUUGAUAUCUGUUAGAGUAGCCUACAUGUAUAAUAUACAUAUAACAUCUUGGCCUUACAUGUUGACCACAAUAAUUGAAACAUAUGGCCAUAUUUCUAUCUAGUCUUCUCUGUGGGUACUAAAUAUUUGAGUUUAUGCAUAUCUACAGUUAUAAUUUCAUAACAUUUGAAUAACUGUAUAUGAUUUUCAAUAAUAAUCAUAUUGGCUA